Molecule: messenger RNA, 1880 nt
Organism: Saccostrea cuccullata (small rock oyster)
Lineage: Eukaryota; Metazoa; Mollusca; Bivalvia; Ostreida; Ostreidae
Exons: 1
Coding region: 125-1609 (494 amino acids)
Biological process (GO): signal transduction
Source: RefSeq, a predicted model, not a curated record
ACACAAUUUAUAUGAUAGGGAAAAAAAAAUAACAACAAAAAACCCCGGAACUUAAUUAUGUUACAAAGCAACAUAAUACGUGUUUGUGCAUUGAUGUGUAAACGAAGGUAAAAUAUAGAGAAUAAUGGCGGAUAAAGCAUAUGAGUAUGAUCUCUUCAUAAUUCAUAGCUCUGAAGACUCUGCGAAAGCUACAGAGUUGAUGAUGGACCUGGAAAACAGAUUUACAAUGAAGUGUUGUUUUGCGGAUCGGGAAUUCCUUCCAGGAACUGAAAUUAUAGAAAACAUAACAAAUUUUAUGGAUAAGUCGGAUAGAAUUUUAAUGUUGAUAAGUCCAGCAUCUGUAAACAGUGGUUGGUGUUGGCAGGAAUUACAAGAAGCCUUUAGAAAGAAUGUCCAGGAGAAACGGAAUUGUAUUAUUCCAGUUCUGCUAGAAGAUACGGAGGUACCAAAACUAUUACGGAACAUAACAUACAUAGAUUUUCAAAAAGAGACAGAUACCGCCGAAAAAAUACACAAAGUAUUUCAACAUGUUCAACAUCAAUCGAAAUGGGAUGAAUGGCUUACUACUAGUAAGAGUAGUUUGGAUUAUCAUGAAUUGCCAAUUAUUCCAUUUGACAACUCAGUUACUGAUGACGAGGAAUACACUGAUUUGGAAGAAAGUCUAGAAUUUAUGAAAGAAGAAACACAAGUAGCAACCCUUCAGGGGUAUUUUGAUGAAGCAUUAAGUAAAAAGGAUUUAAAACGUUGUCAGUGUAUUUUGGAGAAUGUUCAUACUCAACUAAGUUUGAAUAACCUUUUGAACUUUUGUCUAGAUUUACUUAAAGAAGAAUACAAUGAAGAGUUAGUCGAGCUGGUAUUCAAGAAGCUUGACCAUGGUCUCUCCCCGACUGAUUAUAAGAACUGUUACCGAGCCGCCUGUUGGAGAGACAUUCCGUGUCUUGUCGCUGAAUUCAACAAACUGGGAUGCCAGAAACUUCUGAAUGCUUCUUUCGUAUGUGGCAUUAUUUUGGAUAUGAAACUUGUAAAUUCUACGGUGGAGAAUGUCUCGCUCUCCAACAUUUUGAAAGGCACGAAGUGGGAUUACGGAGACCUUAAGCUAUUUCUAGACAAAGCAAUUUCUACAAAAAACAUAAAGAUACUUGAAAUUUUGCUUUCACUCAUUCCCAUUAUACCAUUCAAACAGUUUUCUCAGUUGAUUUUAAUUAUGGAUGAAGAAACUUGCAUUGAGUUACUGCAGAGAGAAAAAUACGAAGAUCAAAACAGCUUAGAAGAAGCUUUAUUUCAAGCGUGUAUCGGGGACAUGAAAAAAUUGACGGAAGAGAUCUUAAAGCAAGGAGUAAAACUGCACCCAAAUUUCCUAUCCAAGGCUUUUAGUUUCGGAAUAGUAGAAAUUUUAAUUCUUAACUACCGAUGGAGUUUAAGUGAACUGAAAGAAAUGGAGAAUUUUUUGAAGGGGCCAAAAUGCAGAAGAUUGCUUCGAACCGAGAUCCAAAAACUCUCGAGUGUCUCCACUGAUAAAUGUACAGUUUUGUAUGAAAGAAGUGCAAGUUUAUGUGCUAAAGAAAAGUUUUCACAACAAAACAUGAUUUUUCCUAAUUAUGACAACUAGACGUGAGCACUAGUAUAUUGUUGUGAGAAUACGGGUAAUUAACGUUGAAGUAAGCAAAGUCAUCAGCUGGUCACUGCAGUAGUUCUAUGAUUAGUUUUGGAAUCUCGGCACUCUAUCUGAUAACUGUAUAGAUGCGAAAUGAUUUAAAAAAAACGACCGAAAGAAGAAGAAAAGCGGUGCGUCAAUAAACCGUAAUUAUGAAAUCAAGUCUCUGCCAAAUGCACAUCAUUUAUUCAAAUCAUUCAAAAGAAUAAUUCAAAGAAAUAAAUUU